CGGCAACAUGCCCCGCCCCCCAGGUCACCUGUGUUUAACGUCGUUUGAGCAGCAGCAAGCAAGCUGUGUUAUUGCUGCCCUGCGCACAGAUUAUACCAGAGAGACUUGGCUGCUAUAGUUCAACUCUAGUGGAUAGCAGCUGUGCAGUAGAUAUCCCAACCUGCAGCCAUGGGCCUGGAGAGCGUGAAGGACAACCAAACUGAAUCUCAGCCUCUAGUCAGCGUCAGAGGGUAAGUGCAAGACGACAAGCCUAGCUAGCUGAUAUGUACACUAUACGAACCUCUCUAAUCCCAAACACCAAAUCGGACAGAAGUGUCUACAUAGUGAGGUGUUCUUGUUUUGAAGAUUCUUUCCUCCUGUUGUAGUGGAUUACUCAGUAUUGCUCAUUGCUACGUAAUAAACUCCAGGAGACAGAGAAGGAGUACAAGCAGAGGAUGGGUGAUGGGGUGUGUCCUCCUGGCUCUUCUCCUGGGGAUAGCUGGCGGUCUGGGGGUGGGGCUAGGGGUAGGCCUGGGCAGGAAGAGCAGCAGUAGCAGCAGUAGCUCUACCGAAAGACUGGUGGAUGGGAUCAAGACCAGCAACCUUAUGACACACCUCAGAGAGCUCCAAUCGAUUGCUGACCAGACUACCCAACACAGUCGUGCAGUUCAGUAUGGAUACAACCAGUCUGCAGAGUAUGUGAUUAAGGUUCUGGAAGAAAACGGUUAUGAGCCAGAGAAACAACACUUUACAGUCCCAGUGUAUAGUCAGGUGAAUCCUUCUACUUUCACUGCCUCAGUCACUGGUGUUGACUUUGACUGGAUCUUCCUUGAGGGAGCAGAGUAUGCAUUGAUGACAUAUUCAGGGAGUGGACAGGUCACUAAUGGUAGUCUCAUCACUGUUGAA
Molecule: messenger RNA, 885 nt
Organism: Geodia barretti
Lineage: Eukaryota; Metazoa; Porifera; Demospongiae; Tetractinellida; Geodiidae
Source: the annotation of a GenBank genome assembly